Molecule: messenger RNA, 2420 nt
Organism: Tarenaya hassleriana
Lineage: Eukaryota; Viridiplantae; Streptophyta; Magnoliopsida; Brassicales; Cleomaceae
Product: auxin efflux carrier component 4-like
Exons: 6
Coding region: 178-2058 (626 amino acids)
Biological process (GO): auxin polar transport; auxin export across the plasma membrane
Cellular component (GO): plasma membrane; endoplasmic reticulum
Molecular function (GO): auxin efflux transmembrane transporter activity
Source: RefSeq, a predicted model, not a curated record
CCAUUCUGAAAUCAGUACAUUCGAGUAUAACGGUUUACAUCAUAUUCCCAUUUUGCCCUCCCCCCUCCUCCUAAUUUUCCCUCCCAUGCCACUUUCACCUUCCUCUCCCUAAGUCGAACCAACGCUCUCCCACUUCCACCUGUUUCUUCCCUCAAGCUUUUUUCCGCUGAAAGAAAAAUGAUUUCAUGGCACGAUCUCUACACCGUUCUCACGGCGAUGGUGCCGUUGUACGUGGCGAUGAUUCUGGCGUACGGCUCCGUCCGGUGGUGGAAGAUCUUCUCGCCGGAUCAAUGCUCCGGCAUCAACCGAUUCGUCGCAAUCUUCGCCGUUCCUCUCCUCUCCUUCCACUUCAUCUCCACCAACAACCCCUACGCCAUGAAUCUCCGCUUCAUCGCCGCCGACACGCUUCAGAAGAUCAUCAUGCUCGUUGUGCUCGGCCUAUGGGCCAGUCUUACGAAGAACGGUAGCUUGGAGUGGAUGAUCACGAUAUUCUCUCUCAGUACACUACCGAACACUCUGGUCAUGGGGAUCCCCUUGUUGAUCGCCAUGUACGGACCCUACUCCGGCUCGCUCAUGGUUCAGGUGGUGGUUCUUCAGUGUAUCAUAUGGUAUACUCUUCUACUUUUCCUGUUUGAGUAUCGUGGCGCCAAGAUUCUGAUCAUGGAGCAGUUCCCGGAGACGGCGGCGUCGAUCGUCUCCUUCAAGGUCGAUUCCGACGUCGUUUCCCUGGACGGCCACGAUUUCCUGGAGACGGACGCAGAGAUCGGCCAAGACGGGAAGCUUCACGUCACAGUGAGAAAAUCCAAUGCUUCGCGUCGGUCACUGAUGACGCCGCGGCCGUCGAAUCUGACCGGGGCUGAGAUCUACAGCCUCAGCUCAACUCCGAGAGGAUCCAAUUUCAACCACUCCGAUUUCUACGCCGUGAUGGGGUUUCCCGGCGGAAGGCUCUCAAAUUUUGGCCCAGCGGAUAUGUACUCGGUUCAAUCCUCACGCGGCCCGACUCCACGGCCCUCGAAUUUCGAAGAGAACAACGCAGUCAUCCCUUCCCCGCGGUUCGGGUUGAAUCCGAACAGUUCUGUUCCCGGGUCGUACCCGGCUCCGAAUCCGGAGUUCUCUUCCGGCGCGGCAGGUCCGAACAAAUCGAACAAAAACCCUACAGAGACCCAACAGCAGGAUAAUAACCAGAACAGCAACAAUGGUAACAAAGCGAGUCACGAUGCGAAGGAGCUUCACAUGUUCGUGUGGAGCUCAAGCGCUUCGCCGGUCUCUGACGUCUUUGGUGGUGGUGGAGGCGGUAGCGGCGCCGAAUUCCCCACAGUGGAGCUAUCCGAACGGUCCGAUCAGGGUGCCAAAGAGAUCCGGAUGUUGGUUUCGGAUCAACCCCAAAAGGGGGAAACCAAAGCCGGCGGCGACGAGUUUAGCUUCGGCGGGAGAGGAGAGGGCGAGGAAGAGAAAGAGAAGACGGGAGUGCUGAACAAAGUGGGUUCGAGUUCGACGGUGGAGCUACACCCGAAGGAGUCCGGAGGCGUGGAUGCCGGCGCCGGAAAACAUAUGCCGCCGGCAAGCGUGAUGACACGUUUGAUACUGAUAAUGGUGUGGAGGAAGCUCAUUAGAAACCCAAACACCUACUCCAGUCUGAUCGGCCUCAUCUGGGCUCUGGUUGCUUACCGGUGGCACGUGGCUAUGCCGAAAAUAAUAGAGAAAUCCAUCUCCAUACUCUCAGAUGCUGGCCUUGGAAUGGCUAUGUUCAGUUUAGGAUUGUUCAUGGCUCUCCAACCAAAGAUGAUCGCUUGUGGAAACUCUGUAGCCACAUUCGCAAUGGCCGUAAGGUUCCUCACAGGCCCAGCGGUGAUGGCUGCUGCUUCUAUCAUUAUAGGCUUGCGCGGCGACCUCUUAAGGGUAGCCAUUGUUCAGGCCGCAUUGCCGCAAGGAAUAGUUCCGUUUGUCUUCGCCAAAGAGUAUAAUGUGCACCCCACAAUCCUCAGCACUGCGGUCAUAUUUGGGAUGCUUAUAGCCUUACCCAUCACUCUCGUCUACUAUAUCCUUAUUGGUUUGUGAAUCGUUUGGCCAUGGAAUUACGCGAAGCCAAACGCCUUGGAUAAUGGGUUUUUCUCGGUCCCGAAAAAAAAAAUGGAGGAAAAAACUUUGAAUGGAAAGUGUAGAAGAAGAUAUGGGUUUGUUCGUUCCAAGGUUUUUGGAACACAACAAAAAUACCUAGGAUUUAGUGACGAAGAGCCCAUGAUGUAAGGAUCUUGCCCUCAUUAGGCGCCAGAAAAAAAAAAGAAAAAAAAGGCGUUUGGUCUUUUAUUUCAUUAUAGAUUCUGAUCAAGCAUGUGUUUGUGUGUGUAUUUAUUAAUUUUGUAAUGCAAUUGUUUUGACAUUUCUUAAUGCGUCGUAUAAUGUGAAACUAAUUUGUCAUU